UUCAAAAAAUUCAAUACAAAUUUUUGUAAAAUAAACAAUCAUAAUAUUUCAAUGUAGCACGAAGUCGAGAUAUUUCUUAAGAGAUUGGUAAUGAGACAUGGAGCGCCCACAACCCUAACGUCCUCUCUCGCUGUAUCGAUCAGUAAUGUGAUCUGCUCGGUUACAAUGGGAAUACGUUUCUACCAAGGCGACCCGAAAUUCGAGAGAUUUAUGGACCUCAUUAACGAAGGAUUCAAACUGUUUGGUAAAGUGACGUUAGCGAAUCAUAUACCGAUAUUGCGUCACUUCCCAUGGAUUAAUAGCGUCCAAAAUAAAAUCGAAAAAAAUCGAUCGGAAAUGGCUGAAUUCUUUCAAGAAGUUAUCAAUGAGCAUAAAGCAACGUAUGAUGAGAAUAACAUUAAUGAUAUUCUCGAUGCCUAUCUGUACGAAAUUCAGAAAGCUGAGGAAGAAAAUCGAGAAGAUCAGCUUUUUCAAGGAAAAGAUAAGGUUCGUCAAAUGCAACAAAUUCUGGGCGAUCUCUUCUCCGCGGGUAUGGAAACGGUGAAGAAUACUCUGGAGUGGUCGGUGGUUUUCAUGUUGCAUCAUCCAGAAGCAGCAAGGGCAGUACAGGAUGAAUUGGAUCAAGUCGUAGGAAGAUCAAGAUUACCCUCAUUGGAGGAUCGUCAAUUUCUUCCGAUUACUGAGGCGACGAUUCUAGAAGUUCUUCGCAGAUCCAAUCUUGUACCACUUGGCACUACGCACGCUACUACACGAGCCUAUUGGAGCCGGAGCAGGUGAAUCGGACUCGAUACAUUAAGAAUACUUGUUAGCAAUGAUCGUUCACGAAAGCAGCGGUCGCCGUUAGAAAUAGCGCGGGUGACACGGUUUCACUUCUUCGCGAAGAACAUGGCCAGAAAGAGCGUGACAAACGCAUGUGCGUGCGUGUAAAAAGCCAAGUGGACUUCAUCAGUUGGUUAAUAUCUCGUGUAGUUGAUGACUAUUGAAAUAUACGAUUAUCAAGUAUUAAACACAACA
This is a messenger RNA of Trachymyrmex cornetzi, 1014 nucleotides long. RefSeq names its product cytochrome P450 18a1. The coding region runs from base 91 to 777 and encodes 228 amino acids. Gene Ontology annotation, biological process: xenobiotic metabolic process. The transcript is spliced from 3 exons. NCBI's taxonomy places the organism in Eukaryota, Metazoa, Arthropoda, Insecta, Hymenoptera, Formicidae. The record is from RefSeq and is a predicted model, not a curated record. Gene Ontology annotation, molecular function: oxidoreductase activity, acting on paired donors, with incorporation or reduction of molecular oxygen, reduced flavin or flavoprotein as one donor, and incorporation of one atom of oxygen; iron ion binding; heme binding. Gene Ontology annotation, cellular component: cytoplasm; intracellular membrane-bounded organelle.